AUGGAAGCUGCAACAAGUUAUCCAGAAGAUCUAGCUAAGAUAAUAAAUAAAGGUGGCUACAAAAGGCAACAGGUUUUUAAUGUAAAUGAAUUAGUCUUUUAUUGGAAGAAAAUGACAUCUUGGGCUCUCAUAGCUAAGAAGUCAAUACCUAUCUUCAAAGCAUCAAAGAGAGGGGCUAACUCUUGCUUCAGGGGUCAGAGAAUACAUGUGCAGGUUCGUUACAUGAAUAUACUGCAGCAAAGGCAUUUUGCUGGUGCUGGCUCUGCUGGGGUCACCGUGGAGAUUGUCCAUGAUGACCUGCUGGGAUUUGCCCUCCAAGAGUGCCCCUCGGUCCUGGAAUACAAGGUGCAGGCUGGAAAUAGCUCCUUGUGCAACAUGCCUCCAUGUUUCAGCAUUUACGUCAUGGGCUUGGUCCUGGAGUGGAGUAAAAACAAUGGAGGUGUCACGGCCAUGGAGAAGCUUAGCUCCAUCAAAUCUCAAAUGAUUUAUGAGAUUAUUGAUAAUUCGCAAGGAUUCUACGUAUGUCCAGUGGGGCCCCAAAAUAUAAGCAAGAUGAAUAUUCCAUUCUGCAUUGGCAGUGCCAAAGGAGAUGAUGCUUUAGAAAAAAGAUUUCUUGAUAAAGCUCUUGAACUCAAUAUGUUGCCCUUGAUAGGGCAUAGGUCUGUGGGAGGCAUCCGGGCCUCUCUGUAUAAUGCUGUCAUGAUUGAAGAUGUUCAGAAGCUAGCCGCCUUCAUGAAAAACUUUUUGGAGAUACAUCAGCUAUGAACACAUCCUAACCAGGAUAUACUCUGUUCUUGAACAACAUGCAAAGUUUAAAGUAACUUGGGGA
Messenger RNA from Pongo pygmaeus (Bornean orangutan), 829 nucleotides. RefSeq names its product phosphoserine aminotransferase-like. Gene Ontology annotation, molecular function: O-phospho-L-serine:2-oxoglutarate transaminase activity; pyridoxal phosphate binding. The transcript has 3 exons. The record is from RefSeq and is a predicted model, not a curated record. Gene Ontology annotation, biological process: L-serine biosynthetic process. Gene Ontology annotation, cellular component: cytoplasm. The coding region runs from base 1 to 765 and encodes 254 amino acids. NCBI's taxonomy places the organism in Eukaryota, Metazoa, Chordata, Mammalia, Primates, Hominidae.